AUGUCUACUUUAAUGGAAAUGGACAAACAAGAAUUUAAAUUAGAUCCUGAUUGUGAACUGCGAUUUGAAGUUAAGCAUAAAAAAGAAAAAGUAUUACUCAAAUUAAAAAGCGGAUUUGCGGAAAUAUUCGGCACUGAACUGGUUAACAAGGAGGAUCCGUACGAAUUUGGCUACGGAGCACAGAUUGCCGUAUUUACUUACCAUGGAUGCGUGGUUGAACUGACUGGAAAAGCAGUAGGGGUUCAUGUGGCUAACGAGACUCCAAUGCAUGCUUAUUUGAACGCUCAUCUGGCUUUAGAAGCGAUGAGAGACGAAGCUAACAAGAAAUAUCUUGCUGAAAUCAACGGACGUGAAGAAGCCAAGAAGAAGGACGAUGAUGCUAAGAAGAAAGAGGCAACAGAACCCAGCAAUGUACGUGGACCAAUUGUAAUGAUAGUAGGUCCUAAGAAUGUUGGAAAAUCAACUCUCUGUCGCAUUUUAUUAAACUACGCCGUUAGAUCAGGAAGAAGCCCGAUACUUGUUGAUUUAGAUGUUGAUCAAGGCCAAGUCACUAUACCGGGAAAUAUUGGAGCUCUUACAGUUCAGAGAUUUGCUGAUGUGGUCGAAGGAUUCAGCAAAAAGGGCUCAUUAGCUCUACACUUUGGACACAAAACUCCAGAAAGUAAUCCUGCGCUUUACAAUCUUCAAGUUUCUCGUCUAGCUGAUAUUUGUUUUGACCGUAUGAAAGAAAAAAAGAAGGACAAUAUAUCAGGAAUAAUAAUCAAUACAUGUGGGUGGGUACCAGAUGAAGGUCACAAGCUUCUGGUUCACGCUGCAGGUGCCUUUGAAGUCGACGCUGUUCUUGUUUUAGACAAAGACCGACUACGUAGUGACCUGAAGGCCAGUCUACCCUCAUUUGUAAAAGUUGUGUUGCUACCAAAGAGUGGUGGAGUUGUCGAGACCAGCGAAGCUCAGAGACCAGAAAUAAGAGAUCAGAGGAUACGUGAAUACUACUACGGCAUUGGUAAAACAGUAUUGUCUCCUCAUCCUAUGAUUAUUAAAUGGAAUCAAGUCACUAUUUACAAAAUUGGAAUGGCAAUUGUUCCUGAUUCAUGUGUACCGCUGGGUACUAAACCUGAGGAAAAUAUGACUAAGCUAGUCACUGUUACUCCGGAACCAAAUUGGCUUCAUCAUAUUCUAUCAGUGUCAUAUGCUAAAAGCUACGACGAAGUAUUGUAUAAGAAUAUAGCUUCGUUUCUUUGUGUCACCGAAGUCGAUAUGGUACAACAAACUCUGCGAGUCUUGUCGCCGACUUUGGGUCAAUUGCCUGGUCAUAUAUUGCUGUUGUCUGAAAUCCAGUUUAUGGAUAAUUAUUAA
Messenger RNA from Cotesia congregata, 1356 nucleotides. Lineage: Eukaryota; Metazoa; Arthropoda; Insecta; Hymenoptera; Braconidae. The record is from the annotation of a GenBank genome assembly.